This is a messenger RNA of Labeo rohita (rohu), 2718 nucleotides long. It is a transcript of the gene gpr160, whose product is annotated as G protein-coupled receptor 160. Gene Ontology annotation, cellular component: signaling receptor complex; plasma membrane. NCBI's taxonomy places the organism in Eukaryota, Metazoa, Chordata, Actinopteri, Cypriniformes, Cyprinidae. The transcript has a single exon. Bases 152 to 1063 code for a protein of 303 amino acids. The record is from RefSeq and is a predicted model, not a curated record.
UAUUCCUCAAAACUGCAGGGCUGGCCUUCACCUCAGUAGGGUGUGUCUACUGAGAGCAGAUGUGAAGUGUUUCAAUGAGGAACUGUUGGUCAGUUACAAGAAACACUGCUCUUUUGUUUGUAGCGAUUUCUGCCUUGGAUUAUGCCGUACCAUGGAAACAUCAUUCCCCUUGCUUCUGCUGGUUCUGUGGCUCAAGAGUUUGCUGAACUGGCUGGUGGUCGUGGUGCAGCGACACUAUGUGAUCAGGAGCUUCUCAGGAUUCUUCUGCAUUUCCUUGGCACUGAUUGACAGCCUCUUGAGUUUGGUCCUCACAGCUAUUUUCUAUCUGGAAGACUUCAACAUCUCAGGCUGGCACUUCACCAGGUAUCACAUAUGCCUGCUGGCUCAGAUUACGUGUUUUAUCUAUGCCGUGCUCCAAUGGCCAGUCUUCCUUCUUGUAGGACUAGAUAACUUCUGGAUGCUAUCAUUCAGCUCAGCGCACACAUCCUGGAAACAAAAGCUGACUUACAUUGCUGGAGUAUGUCUCCUUUGGAUUCUAGCAGCUUUGUACGUUUUCUGGGAGUCUGGUGUUGUUCUGUUAUUAGGGGAUGAUGAGGAGCACCAAUGCGAGCUGUUUAGCAGCCCUCAGACUUCUCAGGUUCUCAUCGCGUUGCUACUGACGGUCACAGGCGUCAUUCUUUACUCGCACGCUCCGUUUGAGAAAUGGAGGGUGCAGGUGUCUCUGCAUUCCACGCAACAAAGCUGCUUGGUUUGUGUAAGGCGAGCUAUGCAUACAUUUCUCAACACAUGGGCCUCGUUUCUCGUUCUGAUGGUCGUAUUACCGCUUCUGCAGAUAGAGAUGCACACGCACCUGCAGAUGAACGUCAUCUGGUUGAGUUUCCUUAACAGUUUUUCUGUGGCGUUGGCUCUGAGCGGCCGCUCUUUUACACCGAAUUCCAAGAAAAGCGACACCAUUACAGAUGGUUUUUGUACCUGGUACUUUUGUUCUACAUGUGGAGCUGACGAGUGGAAUUAUGGACAACAAUUCGGUGACCGCACUCAAGUUAAAACACUUAACAUCUGACCAUGUUUACUGUGAAGAAGGCGUUUUUUUGUUGUUGUUGUUUUCAUGUUUGCGUUAAAAAAGAAACACCUGUGGGGUUGUAAAUUACGAACAUUGUUUGCACAACUGGUCUUUACUUUAAGAAAUAAUUUAUAUUAGACCAGCACAUUUUACCAGACUACUGAAGUAAAAUAUGUGAUUUCUACUUGCAAGUGUCUUUACGUGUAUAUACAAAUAAACUGAAGCCUAAACUGAAGCCAUGAAAAUUACAAGAUACACAAAAGUAAGGAAGUAAAUUUACAUUUGAACUAGCAGUCUAACCGGUUUAUUCACUCUCCGAUGCUACUGCAGUUUAGAAAUAUUUACAUAAGACAACAUUAGAGACAGACUGUCUAAAAAUAUGUCAAUAUUUACUCACCCCUAUGUCGUUUCAAACUUGUGAGACUUUCUUCUGCGGAAAAUAAGAUUUAACCCUUCGAAGAUACGAAUACGAAAUUCAGGUUUAAUGGAGUAAAGCAUGUUUAAUGGAGUUUUUAUUUAAUAAGGCGUUCACUGACACACUAUAAAACUAUGAACUACAAAAGAAAAUAUUUAACAAAAAAAACUUUUAUUGCUCGUAUGAUAUACUGGAAGUAUGAUGGUCACUUUUACUACAGUUACUUUUAAAAGUAAUGCAUUACGAUAUUACGUUACUUUUUUUUUUUUUUAAAAAAAUCUGGACAGGGCUUGCUUCUUUGUUUUUAAUAUAAAAAAUUGUAUUUUUGACAAAUGUAAAAGCCCCUUCAUAUAACCAAAAGCCUCAGGCUGAAGGAAAAGUAAAUUCACGUCUGUACAGUAGAACGUGAAAGAAGAAAGUUCAACACUUUUCAGCAAUAAAAUGUUAGUUUAUCUUGAGUAAUGUCUUGCUUAUAAGUAUAGUUGAACUGGAUCAUCGAAGGUUAGCAGCAAAGUCACUGGUUAACAAAAUGAGAUUAAAUAGUUAAAGGAUAUUUGUAUUAUUUAACAUAUUUGAUUAAUGCAGGUUUGAGUCAUAUUCCGAGUUGCAUUUCACUGUUUUUAUUCAUUUUGAGGAAUACUAAAGGCACAUCUUUUAAUUAAUAAAUGGGAAAAUAAAGUAACUGACGUUACUUAUUUGAAAAAGUAACUAUUUUCUUGUAAAUUAAAAAGUAAUGUGUUACUUUACUUGUUACUUGAAAAAAAGUAAUCUGACUACAUAACUCACUACCCCCAACACUGUCUGCCAAUAAUAUAUCUCAGUAAGAUAAUAUUUUGAUAUUUGUACAAAUCAAAAUUCCUCAAUAAGCAUGUUGUAUCAUAUUUAAUACAUACAUAUUAACAUGUUUUUUUUUAAAAAAAGGGCAUAUGGAUAAUUAAGUAAACCUAGCUGCUUCAAUCCGUAAGUGUUUGUCUUGAAAUAUUAAUAAAAAGUAUAAAAGUUAUGUUUUAUUUCUAAAAAUCAUCGGACGUUUCACAUAAAAAAUAACUAUACUUGUUAAAAAAAAGUGUAAACUAUUAAUCAGUGACAGACAGAGGACAUGUAGUAGAGUUUCUCAGCAAAAUUUGAAUUAUAUUGAUAAUUUAGGGGCCUUUAAAAUUAAUGUAGUUCAUGUACAUUUAUCAAAUAUUAUACAGUAGGCUUUAUAGAGUUAAAGAAUGUUUCAGAUGUUUUUUUUUUU